GUGAGAAAAUAAUUCGUAUUUUAUUUUCUGGAUUUGGCUAAAAUUCUUAUAAGAAACAUUAGUAUGAAAAUAAAAGCUAUUCUGAAAAAAAAGUCGAUUACCAUAUUUCCAGUUUAUAAUAAAUAAAAGAAAGUCUAGAAUUUUUAGAAGAGAAAAAAGAUGUAAAGACCAAAAAAUAAUAAAAAUUGGAUAUUAUUUUGUCCAAAAAAAUAAAAUAAUUUAAUUCAAGCAAAAGUACUUUUAGGCUUUUUCCCUUUUUAGUACUUUCCUUUAGACUUUUUAAAUGAUUACUAGGAAAUUCCUUUUAAUGGCUUAGAUUUGGUUUUACAUAAACUUCAGGAUUUUUAUAAAGAAUUAGAAAUUGAGGAAAAAGUACUUAAUGUGUAAAAAAUAGACCUUCAUUUUUAAUAGUUUUUUAAGAAAUUUCCAUAGAUAGUGGUUUUGGAUGAUAUGAAGUAUUAUAAUAUUUUAAAUAAUAGAGUUAAUUUAUAGAAUUUUAUUGAAAAUAUUUUAAAAGAUGAUUAAAUUUUUAAUACUUUUAUUUAAAAAUUCCCAUAAAUCUAAUUAAAAGUACCAUAAAUGGUUAUUUUUAAUCCUUUAAAAGAUUCUUUUGAUGAUUUCUUUAAUAAAAAUAAAUAAGAAUUAAAUUAUCCUCUUUUAAUAAAACCUACGACUGCAUGUUCGACUUAAUUGUCGCAUUUUAUGGCUAUUAUAUUACAUGAAAAAGGCUUAAAUAAAGCUAUUUAAACAAAACCUUUUAAUUAAACAGAAAUAAUUAUAUAAGAAUUAAUAAAUCAUGAUGGAAAAAUUUACAAAUUAUAUAGUAUAGGAAAUUAUACUGAAAAGCAAGUAAGAGCAAGUAUACCAAAUAUUGACACUUAAAAAUAUUAAUAAGAGGAAGGAAUAUGGUAUUUUGAUUCUUAAAAAAGCUUUUUUAGUUAACUACCUAUUGCUUGUGAAUAAAAGAUUGAAAAUAAAUAUUUCGAAUUAAAUAAAUAAGUAGUAAAUGAAAUAAGUUAAUUAAUUAUAAGAUAAUUAAAAAUUAACUUAUUUGGAUUCGAUAUUGUUAAAAAAACUAAAACUUAAGAAUAUUAUAUUAUUGAUAUAAAUUAUUUUCCUGGGUAUAAAGAUUUUAAAGAUGUCUGUGAGAAAAUGUAGCAAUUAUAUUAUGAAAUACUUAAUAAAAAAUGAUAUUUAUAUUUUAUAAUAAUAUAUUUCUAUUAUUUUAUUUUUAUUUAUAAAAUAAAAAUAUUAAUUUUUUAUAAUAAUAU
Molecule: messenger RNA, 1271 nt
Organism: Ichthyophthirius multifiliis
Lineage: Eukaryota; Ciliophora; Oligohymenophorea; Hymenostomatida
Product: inositol -triphosphate 5 6 kinase, putative
Exons: 2
Biological process (GO): inositol trisphosphate metabolic process
Cellular component (GO): cytoplasm
Molecular function (GO): inositol-1,3,4-trisphosphate 6-kinase activity; inositol-3,4,5,6-tetrakisphosphate 1-kinase activity; inositol-1,3,4-trisphosphate 5-kinase activity
Source: RefSeq, a predicted model, not a curated record